Molecule: messenger RNA, 2159 nt
Organism: Manacus vitellinus (golden-collared manakin)
Lineage: Eukaryota; Metazoa; Chordata; Aves; Passeriformes; Pipridae
Gene: SARM1
Product: sterile alpha and TIR motif containing 1
Biological process (GO): signal transduction; response to axon injury; negative regulation of MyD88-independent toll-like receptor signaling pathway
Cellular component (GO): dendrite
Molecular function (GO): protein binding; NAD+ nucleosidase activity; signaling adaptor activity
Source: RefSeq, a predicted model, not a curated record
AUGCUCGCCCUGCUCCUCUCCCCUGCACACCCUGGCCGGUCCCUGGCCAUGGAGGCGGAGCGGCUGACGGUGCCCGAGUGUGUGAGCCGGGCGGGCGCGGGCGGCGGGGGCAGCGCCCGGGAGCACCGGGGGGUCUCCCCAGGGGUGGGCACCGAGGUGCGGGAGGCGCUGGAGCGGGUCCUGCCCGCCUUGCGCCGGGCCAUCGCCCAAGCCACGCAGGCGACCACCCCCGAGGGGCUGCGGGCGGCCAUCAGCGAGGUGUUCCGCCUGGUGGAGGAGGCCUGGGGGAUGCCCGCCCUGGGGAGGGACGUGGCCAAGGUGCUGUGCGAUGUGAUCCGCCUGGAGGGGGGCCUGGACCUGCUGCUCAACCUGCUGUACACCGCCGAGCUGGAGACCAAGUGCCAGGCAGGAAAACUCCUGGAGCAGAUCCUGGUGGCAGAAAACAGGGAUCGGAUUGCUCGGAUCGGCCUGGGCGUGAUUCUGAACUUAGCCAAGGAGCGAGAUGUUCCCCAGCUGGUGCAGAGCGUCUCUGGGAUCCUGGAGCACAUGUUCAAACACACUGAGGAGACCUGUUUCCAGCUCAUCUCUGACGGAGGCCUGGAUGCCAUCCUGUACUGGUGCCGCUGGACGGACCCCAUCGUGCUGCGGCACUGCGCCAUGGCCUUGGCCAACUGUGCCAUGUACGGAGGGCAGGCCAACCAGCGCCUGAUGAUCGAGAAGAGGGCAGCAGAAUGGCUUUUCCCUCUGGUGUUCUCAAAGGACGACGAACUCAUCCGGCUGCACGCGUGCCUGGCCAUCACGGUGCUGGCCACCAACAAGGAAAUUGAGAAGGAGGUGGAGCGCUCGGGGACUCUGGCUCUGGUGGAGCCGUUCAUCGCCUCGCUGGACCCAGAGCAGUUCGCCCGCGAGAUGCUGGGCAGCAGUGACAACGUCCAGGGGCGGACGGCGGAGGACCUGCAGCGGCUCGUGCCCCUGCUGGACAGCUCACGGCUGGAAGCCCAGUGCAUCGCUGCCUUCUACCUCUGCACUGAGGCCGCCAUCAAAACCAGGCAGAAGAAAACACAGAUUUUCAGCGAGAUCGGGGCUACGCAGAGCCUGAAGAGGAUAGUGUGCUACUCCACCAGCAGCACCACCUCCUCCCUGGCCAAAAAGGUGCUGCGCAUGAUAGGGGAGGAGGUUCCUCGGCGCAUCCUGCCCACGGUUCCCAACUGGAAGUCCUGCGAGGUGCAGACGUGGCUGCAGCAGAUCGGAUUCAACAAAUACUGCCAGAGAUUUCUGGAUCACCAGGUGGAUGGGGACAUUCUGCUGAGGCUGACAGAGAAGGAGCUGCAAGAGGAUUUGGGGAUGGACUCCAGCAUCACUCGGAAAAGGUUUUUCCGGGAGCUGACAGAGCUCAAGACCUUCGCAAACUAUUCCACCUGCGACCGCAGCAACCUGGCCGACUGGCUGGGCGGCAUCGACCCCAAAUUCCGGCAGUACACCUACAACCUGCUCACCUGCGGCAUCAACCGCAACUUCCUGCACCGGGUGACGGAGCAGCAGCUGCAGGAGGACUGUCACAUCGACACGGGCUUCCACCGCGUCCGCAUCCUCACCGCGGCCAGGGAAACGCUUCACUCCCCUAUAACGCUGCAAACCACGUCCAACGGGACCGAUGUGUUCAUCAGCUACCGGAGGAGCACCGGGUCGCAGCUGGCCAGCCUGCUGAAGGUCCACCUGCAGCUGCACGGUUUCAGCGUGUUCAUUGACGUGGAGAAGCUGGAGGCAGGGAAAUUUGAGGACAAGCUGAUCCAGAGCGUCAUGAGCGCCCGCAAUUUUGUGCUGGUCCUCUCACCAAAUGCACUGGAUAAAUGCAUGGAAGACCCUGAGUGUAAGGAUUGGGUACACAAGGAGAUUGUGACAGCCUUGAACUCUGGAAAGAACAUUGUACCUGUUACAGAUCAUUUUGAGUGGCCAGACCCAGAAACACUUCCCAAGGACAUGAGGGCUGUCCUGAAAUUUAAUGGUAUCAAGUGGUCCCAUGAGUACCAGGAGGCCACGAUCGACAAAAUCAUUCGCUUUCUCCAGGGCCGCUCCUCCCGGGACUCCUCGGCUGGGUCAGAGAAUGGGCUGGACUGCUUGCUCUCCGUGGGGCAGAGCUAGAACCAGCACAGCUGCCU